Molecule: messenger RNA, 435 nt
Organism: Helobdella robusta
Lineage: Eukaryota; Metazoa; Annelida; Clitellata; Rhynchobdellida; Glossiphoniidae
Exons: 1
Coding region: 1-435 (144 amino acids)
Source: RefSeq, a predicted model, not a curated record
AUGUUGAUGAUAACGGCGAACUACUUCAACCUGCUCGUCAUGUUGAAUGCCUCGUGCAACUUCAUCCUCUACUCAUCACUGAGCGUCAAGUUUCGGAGGACAUUCAUCCACCUCUACUGCCGAUGCUUCGACAGCAACCGCAGCCACCGACCCAGCCACAACAACAUCUUCAAAAUGACCAACAGAAGAAACAAACCGACAGCCAGCUCAAAUCAGGCGUCGACGUCGAAAAACAAAACGAAGGACGACUUCAUGAGGUGCCCGUCGGACGCUGCAACUGCAAGCGUCAGAAACAACAGGAGGAAGACGAACACUUCCUGCUUGUCAAAGUUGCAUCUGAAGCCGCAGGAUGAACUCUGCAUGCAGCACAUCCCUAACGAGUCCGUCGUCACGACAUACCUGAACGAACUUGACCCCGACAAAUCUUACAACUGA